Molecule: messenger RNA, 2681 nt
Organism: Chelonoidis abingdonii (Abingdon island giant tortoise)
Lineage: Eukaryota; Metazoa; Chordata; Testudines; Testudinidae
Gene: LANCL2
Product: LanC like glutathione S-transferase 2
Biological process (GO): peptide modification; carbohydrate metabolic process
Cellular component (GO): plasma membrane
Source: RefSeq, a predicted model, not a curated record
AUGUGAAAUAAUUUGGAACAGAAUUUCUCCCUACUGCAGAGAGACAGAGGCAGCAGGAAAUAGCUCAGAUUUGCAGCCUUGGGUGUUGUGCGCAGCAACAGCCUGAUUUAUUUUUCGGACAGGUUGGGGAGCAGAAGGGGAGAAAAUGAAGAACACCGAUGCGUUUUUUGGAGAUGCAAUCAAGGCUCAGUGGAUUUAAAGUGGCUCUCUCUCAGAAGAGGUGGCCAGCUGUCCGGGCAACGACUGAUGGGCGGGCGAUUGUUUUACAGUGCCUGCCCUUGCUUCCUUGCCAUCGUGCUGUUUCGUGCAAAAAGGGGAGGAAACUGCCCAUCAUGUCUUAAUGUUCAGCGGGGCGUGGCGCGCCUCUUCUCCCAGCCCCGUUCUAUGGCAGGCGGCAGCCCGCUUCCUUAUUUUUAAAGUUGGUAUUUUCUGCUUCUCAGAAGUGGGAGCAGGGGCACAGCUACCCUGAUACCUUCCAGCUGUGCCCCACACCGCAUUGUUAUCAAGGCAGGGCGCGUUUUCCCCGGCGCUAGUGUCAGCUUUUGCCCAGCCCUUGGCGUGGUGCUAGCGCUGCAGCAGGGAGCUCGUUGCUGCUCUCCGGGCGGGCGCGUGUCCCUGGCGGCUCGCCGUGCAGCAGGGGGCGGGCCGGGGGCAGGCUGCCAUGGGAGAGAGCAUGUCCAAGCGACUGAAGCUGCAGCUGGGGGGCGAGGCGGAGAUGGAAGAGCGGGCGUUCAGCAACCCCUACCCGGACUACCAGCUCCACGGAGCCGCCGCCGCCGCCGCCUCCUCGAGCCCAAGCGAGGCCGCGGAGACCCAGCGAGACCCCGCGCCCUGCCCAGGCGGGGAAGAGACUAAGUCCUGCCCCUUCGGCCCGGACGGGAAGAUCAGUUCUCAGUUCACAAGACGGAUCCAGAGUAAAAUCAGAGACCUGCUGCAGCAAAUGGAAGAAGGGCUAAAGACAGCAGACCCACACGACUGCUCUGCAUAUACUGGCUGGACAGGCAUAGCCCUUUUAUACCUACAACUAUACCGCGUCACAAGAGACCAGAAGUACUUGCAGCGAUCCCUGGAUUAUGUGAAGAGAAUUCUUCGUAAUCUGACUGGACGAAGGGUUACUUUUCUCUGUGGUGAUGCUGGACCCCUUGCAGUAGGGGCAGUAGUGUACCACAAACUAAAGAUUGACAGUGAGUCUAAGGAGUGCAUCACAAAGCUUUUGCAGCUCCAGAGAACAGUCAUAAGCACAGACUCUGAACUUCCAGAUGAGCUUCUUUAUGGCAGAGCAGGUUACCUAUAUGCUUUGCUCUAUUUGAAUACAGAAAUUGGUCCAGACACUGUACCUCAGUCUAUUAUCAAAGAGGUGGUAGAUGCCAUUAUUGAGUCGGGUAAAAACUUCUCAAAGGAGGAACGCAAGACUGAACGCUGCCCUCUGUUGUACCAAUGGCACAGGAAGCAGUACAUUGGAGCAGCCCACGGUGUGGCUGGGAUCUAUUACAUGCUAAUGCAGCCAGUUUCAGAUGUGGAUCAGGAGACCCUGACAGAGCUGGUGAAACCGAGCAUUGACUAUGUACGUCAUAAAAAAUUCAGAUCUGGGAACUAUCCAUCAUCAUUAAGCAAUGAAACAGAUAGACUAGUCCACUGGUGCCAUGGUGCCCCGGGAGUCAUCCAUAUGCUAAUGCAAGCUUAUAAGACCUUUAAAGAGGAUAAAUAUUUGAAGGAUGCCAUGGACUGCAGUGAUGUCAUCUGGCAGAGAGGUUUGCUGAGGAAAGGGUAUGGAAUCUGCCAUGGGACCGCUGGCAAUGGCUACUCCUUCUUAUCUCUCUAUCACCUAACUGAGGACAAAAAGUAUCUCUACCGGGCCUGCAAGUUUGCAGAGUGGUGUUUAGAGUAUGGCGCACAUGGAUGUCGUAUUCCUGACCGACCCUACUCUCUGUUUGAAGGCAUGGCGGGAGCUAUUCAUUUCCUAUCGGACAUAUUGGUCCCAGAGACUUCCCAGUUUCCAGCAUUUGAACUUGGACCUCAAAGGAGAGAAAACAAAGUGGAACAGGACAGCUAAGAGAUCUGUUACAAUGGAAACUCAAUGUCAAGAGUGUCUAGUGCCUCUGAAACUGAACCAACUUUAAAGCCUAAACAAAGGACAAGGAAAUCCCUCUUCACACCUCUUUCUCCAAAGGACCACAAGUCAUUAAAGCAUGAAUCAGAAGCUAUGCCCAGGUUUUAUUUAAGUGAUGCCUUCGGUGGUGGGAAAAGAGAGAUUAAGUUUUGAAGUCUUUUUUGCGGUUGUUCUAUUCAGGUUUUUCAAGUGUUUGCAUGUUUCUUGGUGUUGUCCAUAGAUGUGAGUCUUUUGUUGUAAGCCAAAAGCUGUUUUCUUGUGUGAAUCCCACUCUUGUCCCUUUUGUGCAUGAGUAACAGCAGCAGGAUUGCUAUUUCUGCAGUGUGACUGUGGAUAAGGUUCCCCUUUACCUGACAAAUGAGAGAGGCCAGUGUAGUAUAGUGACCAGGUUAAUACAUAGUCAUAUCUUAAAUGAGCUGAUAAUUUUCAAACAGAACAUUAAGCUUUUCUGUGCUGUACUUCUCUGUUUCUUUAUAAGAAACAUUUUUCUCCCCAUCUUCUAGAACAGGGGUGGGCAACCUGUGGCCCAUCAGGGUAAUCUGAUUGUGGGCCGCAGGACAUUUUGUUAACG